This is a messenger RNA of Nothobranchius furzeri (turquoise killifish), 8387 nucleotides long. RefSeq names its product endophilin-A1. The record is from RefSeq and is a predicted model, not a curated record. Gene Ontology annotation, biological process: synaptic vesicle uncoating. Gene Ontology annotation, molecular function: protein binding. Lineage: Eukaryota; Metazoa; Chordata; Actinopteri; Cyprinodontiformes; Nothobranchiidae. Gene Ontology annotation, cellular component: cytoplasm; presynapse; glutamatergic synapse.
CCGCGUGAGCCAUCUGCCAGUUGGAGGAUCUGCGUGCAGCUCUUUUCUCUCCGCUCCGAGGACGCGUCCAGCUGGGUCUGGUUCCGCUCUUUUCCUCUCCUCUUCCACACCGAUAAACGGACUCUGUCCGCCGUAAACGGGAGGGUCGGCCGGCUCCAGGACUCCGGUUCGGUCCAGAUUAAACCAGCUGUUUAUCCGAAGCGUGUUGGUUGUUUUUCACCGGAGAGGAGAUGUCUGUCGCGGGCUUGAAGAAGCAGUUCCAUAAAGCCACCCAGAAAGUCAGCGAGAAGGUUGGAGGAGCGGAAGGAACCAAACUCGACGAUGACUUCAAAGAAAUGGAAAAGAAGGUGGACGUCACCAGCAGAGCGGUUCUGGACAUCAUGACCAAAACCACAGAGUACCUUCAGCCCAACCCAGCGUCCAGAGCCAAGCUGAGCAUGAUCAACACUAUGUCCAAGAUCCGUGGCCAGGAGAAGGGGCCCGGGUACCCGCAGGCCGAGACCAUCCUGGGGGACGCCAUGCUGAAGUUUGGACGAGAGCUGGGAGAAGAGUCCUGUUUCGGAACGGCGCUGAUAGACGCCGGCGAGGCCAUGAAGGAGCUCGGGGAGGUGAAGGAUGCUCUGGACAUGGAGGUCAAACAGAACUUCAUCGACCCUCUGCAGAACCUCCAUGACAAGGACUUGAAGGAGAUACAGCAUCAUCUGAAGAAGAUGGAGGGCCGUCGUUUGGACUUCGACUACAAGAAGAAGCGUCAAGGGAAAGUCCAGGACGAGGAGAUCAAACAGGCGCUAGAGAAGUUCGACGAGAGCAAAGAGAUAGCCGAGCAGAGCAUGUUCAACCUGCUGGAGAGCGAUAUCGAGCAGGUGAGCCAGCUGGCGGCGCUGGUCCAAGCCCAGCUGGAAUAUCACAGCCGCUCCUCUGAAAUCCUCCAGCAGCUGUCCAGCAAGAUGGAGGACAGGAUAAAGGAGGUGUCCAGUAAACCUAGGAAGGAGUACACCCCCAAACCCAGGAUGACCCUGGAGCUCCUCCCUCCCAGCGAGAGCCACAAUGGUGGGAUUCACUCAGCCAAAUCCCCUGGAAGAUCACCAGCACCGAUGGACCAGCCGUGUUGUCGAGCACUCUACGACUUUGAGCCAGAGAAUGAAGGUGAGCUCGGUUUCAAGGAGGGUGAAAUCAUCACCCUGACCAAUCAGAUCGAUGAAAACUGGUACGAGGGCAUGAUCAACGGCCAGUCAGGUUUUUUCCCCAUCAACUAUGUGGAUAUCCUGGUGCCGCUCCCGCAUUAGUCCCUGCCAGCGGUCCUUACCUCUCCACCAAUCCAGACAACCGGACAACAGCUGAAACAACAAACCACGCCCUCUUUCUACUUCUUCUUCUUCUGUGCUUCUGUGCAAUUCUGCUUUCACAAAAUGAACCAAAAAGAGAUAGAGAGGGGCGCUGGACGACCCCAGAGAUUUAGGGGUAGAGGAGGAUCGUCCCGUUGGAGAUGCAGCGCAGAUAAAGGUGGUCAGUGGGGCAACGCUGGACACGAUUAAGCUUUGGAGACUUGCAAUAGGGGCCCAGUGUUCGUGUAUGUGCAUGUAUGUACGUGUGUUUCAGCCUGAUUGUACUGUGUCGCCAUGACGCCAGAACACACUCCCAAGUCCCUUUUACCAUGACCUGCCUACUUUUGCCUUUAUACCCUAAACUUUUCGGCCAUCUUUUUUUCAACCACCGUCAGCUAGCACUGCCUUCUAGCAUGGCACCAUAUUUUUUUUAGAGACAACCUGCAGCUGGUCAUUGGACCACACAACCUGGUUUUCACCCUUCGCCUUUCUGAAAAUCUCUGUAAGACUUAAGUCUCCAGGAUUAGAGGUGGUUGAGCUGCUCGAUGACCUCCCUGAUUUUGCUGAUGAGGCUGAUUUAUGGAAUGCGAAAGAUCACUGCCUGGAUCAAGGACAAGUACUUAGCUGUUAGUAAAACAAAACCAGUUUACAGAGAAGUUAUUAGCCUGUAAAUCAUCUCCUCUUGGACCAGCUGUCAGUGUUUAAUGAGCUUCAGAAUAUCUAGGAAAAGGUUUCCUGGAGAUAAAACAUCACCGCAGUCAAAAUGUUUGCAGACUCUUUUUUUAUAACCAUCACAAAGUUGGAAGGAUGUUGGAUUUCCCAUGUUUUUUUCAGUUCUUCUGGGCUCGAUUUAAUGGUCUGGAAUUUCGGAACACUUUUCUCUCCACAUCAACAAAAAACUCUAAAAUAACUUUUAAGAGUUGGGUAGUUCAUACUAUUCAAUUCUAUUUAAUUCAAGUUCAUUUAUAUAGCGCCAAACAUUCCAAUACAGGUCAGUUCCUUAAGCCAAUCAGAAAAACGUUUCCUACUAUGAAGCUUCAGCUUGAUUAACCCUCCCACUGUCUUUAUGGGUGUGACCCCGCGAGGAAAGUUGACCAUUGAGCAGGGUUGAUGGUUUAUCCCUUGAUGUUCACGUGCCAGGGGUGAGGUGGUGCUCACUCCUCACCCCUGGCACGUGGACCCAAGGGAUAAACCAUCAAUCCUGCUCAAUGGUCAACUUUCCUCGCGGGGUCACACCCAUUAGGACAGUGGGAGGGUUACAACAAACCAAACCAGAAUCUACCUGGGAUGCAACUGUUUUAAAAACUAAUCUCCAGUAACUAAGUCCACUGGCUGCCAACUUGUUCCAAAUUUACCUUACAUUCCUGAAAUAGAAUUGAAAAGGAUUCAGACACCUGCAAUAAGUCAGCAAACUAUUUUCAGAAAACAUUUGUAUCUUGAGACUUACACAAGAGUCCUGGUGAACGUUUUAGACAUUUUGGAAACUCCAUGAAUGUCACAUCCCAGUGAGAUUAUCGCAAUUUGUUCUGUCGUAUGACCUGUCGAGUCCACUGAUCAAACUUUGGUCCAAGCUUGUUAUGCUCUGAUGCAGCCAGCUGUUUUUAUACGUUUUUGACAUUUUGCACUGAUAAACGUCUCACCGGACAGACGUAGGCCUGACUUAAAGCUGUUGAAGCUGUCCCAUCACAUUCCUUAAUUAUGUCUGACGUAACAAUUCAAGUAUUUACGACAAAGAGAACCAGAGAUACUUUUUUUACUUUUACACCUGUUGACACAAAAAAAUUAGAUUUUUAUAAAAACUGAUUUUUUCAUUAAGAAGUGAUGACAUAGUGAUGUGUUUCGGAAGGUACCCUGCAUUACUUUUAACAGUAAAAACAACUUUGGUCAUGUGACUGCUUUUGCCACCAGGUGGUGCUAUGAAGUUGUUUCAGCAUCUAGGUUAGAAGGUACCCAUGACCCUGCGUGGAUAAGUGGGUAAAGAAAGUGGAUAGAUAGAAAGUAAUGAACAGAAAAUAUUUUCACAAACCAAAAAAAAAAAUUUUUGGUGGAAAAAAUAUUUGUAGAAGUGAAGACGUAACCUCGGAUCUUCUCAGAUCCAAAAAUUCUGAUAUUGGAACUCUCUUUCAUUCUGGAAUGUUACUCAAACACUUUACAAGUUGGAACUUGUCCCAAUCUGGGACUCGAGAACUUUCAAAUUACCCAGAGAUAUCCUCCAUGCUGUCUGUAGUUGGAAUGUUUUUCAUAGACACAACAGGGGGAUAGGUAUCAUUCAUAAAACCCUUGUAGGUGCUGCCUACCCAUCACUUGUCUUUGUGUCAGCAGUAUUCUCCUUGAGGUGGUAUUAAAGAGUUAGAAAUGUAUGAAAUGUUGUUUUAUGCGCUUUUGUAAAGCCGCUGUUUAUCAAUGUUAAGCUGUACAGGUAGCGAUAACUACAUUUUCAUGAAAAUGUGAAAUCGGAGAUUAGAUAUCACGGUAGCUACUUAUUACUUACAGACAGAGGUUUAACAUUAGCAUUAUACAAACUGUUUCGAGAAACAGAUUUUCAUUCAUGAAGCACUCUUUAAAAGUUGGAAUCACCUUUAAAUUACUGAAAAGAGAGACCUUAAUUUUGCAUUAUGACCUGCCGUCGUAAAGUGUAUGGAUUGAAAUAACUGUAUGUUAAAAAUUGUUUCAAAGUAAAAAAAUAUAUAAGUUUAUUUCAUUUUUUAAAUGAAAAAGUUACACAAAUUUAGCACAGAUAUUUUAUUGUUAUUAUUUCAUACAACAUACAGAUAUCUGAGAUAACAUGGCUAAUGCUAUUGUACCAAACAUUGCUAACUAGCCUGUCACAUCCAUCGACAUAUAUACAUCACAUCCCUGUAUUUGUGCUUUUAAAAUGCAGCAUUAAGCUGAGUACUGUUUGUACUGAAUGCACAGAACAUCAGAUAUAAAACAGAUAAAAAAUUAAUCAAUUGGCUCAUACUGUCAAUUUUUAAGCACUGCAAGCUUUUUGUCAAAAUUUUUCUAAUGUUUUCUUUUUUAUAAACUGGUAACAUAGUGUCAUUUCUAACAAAUUAAAAUAAAUUCAUGGCUAAUUUCUAUUAGCAGAAGAUUCUAGACACGGAAUGAACCACGUGAAAACUUAAAACCAAAAAUAGGAAGGACAUAAACAACUUGGAAAUUUUAAUCAUCCUUGAGUCGACAAUACAUUUUUGCUGCCACAGAUGCUUUAUUUCAUCUGAAUCUAAACCAUCUUUAACAGUUAAACUAUUCUUUAUAGAGUUUCUAAAGUACCUGCUGGUUAAAAGUAAUUGUCAUGAUUAAUUUAAUAUUUGUCCUCAGAAUAUUUGAAUUUGUGUUUCAUUCGAAGGUGUUAUGGUACCUCAGAGGAUAAUGAGAGUUGGCUGAAUUUAAUAUUGGGUUGCAGCAAAGUCAGUUUUGAAGCUUUAAUAUUUGUAUCACAAACAGUAAUAAUACAAAACUGCAGUUUUAAGCUAAUCAUAAAACAAUAAAUGACAUGGCAAUAAAUCAUCAUGUAACAAAACAUGUUUUAAUUAAGAGAAUAUCUAUCUAUCUAUCUAUCAUCUAGCUAGCUAGCUAGCUAAAUGCAUUAGCUCACCAACUAAAAUGUUUCUAGCCUAAAUCUUUUCCAGCUAAAUAUUAUAGCUAAAGGUUUUCUAUUGGAAAGUACAUAACUAAAAGUUCACUAGCUUAAAGGCUUCUAGCUAAAAAUAUCUUGAGCUAAAAGUGUAAAAGCUCUUUAACUAGCUAAUUAGCUUGCUAGCAAACAGUCAAAGCACAUGUGUGACAGUGAUACAAUCUCUAACUGUAAUCUUCUGCCAUCUCCUUGCUUCUCUAUAACUGGAUGUUGUUGUGAAAACUGGGGAUCUGGAGCACAACUAAGUUCAGUGUUGACUUUUUAUUUAUUAUUAUUAUUUAUUUAUUUUUGUGACUGAAGUUUCUGAAAAUUUGAUUUCCAGAGCAUUUGACUGAAGUGCUUCAUGUGUGUCAUUGAAAAGAUGUAAAAAAACAAAGCUAGAUUUGAUCUACCAGGAGUUUCAGUGAGCAGUUAGCCAGGGCUGCCAACGUUUGAACAAAUGAAUGCAUGAGAGCCGGGGGUUGCGCUGACCGUUUCACCCUGUUCACUUACAGUCGGAGCGGAGGGUGGGGUGCGCGGACCGUUGCACCCUGUUCACUGGGGGGGGGUUAAUCAGCGUGACAUAUUGGAGGUGUGGCGUGAGAGCGUGUGCAGAGGGUCAAAAGUGAGAGUUGGAAACCCUGGUUAGCUUAUUUUACCUCUGCGUUAGUUUGAUUGAUCAGCGCCUUGGGCUUCCUGACAGGGUUGCGGAAGGCACUUUAUAAAUAAAGCUUUGAUUGAUUGAUUGAUUUCAUUUGUGAACAAACGUAAGCUAUGUUCAUACAGCAUUCUUCUUCAAAAAACAAAGUGCUUUAAGAAUUUUUUAAAUUUUGUUAAAUAUUUUAAUGUAUUUUUCCCCAAUUUUUUUUUUCUUGCUGAUUUGCCCUCUAUGGCGACAUGUAUUUUAACCUCAAUGAGGGACUCAAUGUACAGUGUUACUCUUCAUUUUCACUAUGAGAGUCAGACCUCGGCCAUCUUGUUGCCUCAGCCUCAUUUUAACACAAAUGCUUGGACUGAAUGAACUUAUGUAGAAUAAAAUAAACCAAAGCUGCAAACUGAAGCUUUGGUCUUUACUCUGUUGGACAGCAGCUCAUUGGUUGGGUUAACAUUAGGGUAAAAUAAUUCUUGCCUUUGCACCUACAUACAAUCGUUUUAAGUAUCACAUUGCUAAGUAGUUAAAUGCCUUAUUUGUUCAAAUACAAGGAGCAGAGCUUAAAAUUCAAACUUUAAUUAACCAAUAAGCUGCGAUGGACUGGCACUCUGUCCAGGGUGUACCCCGCCUGAUUGCCCAUUGACCGCUGGAGAUAGGCACCAGUCCCCCCGUGACCCUACAUGGACAAGCGGGUUCAGACAGUGGAUGUAUGGAAUUAACCAAUAAGGUACUUUUUAAUUUCUUUUAACUUAACGUUCAACUUCCAAUCCUCUUUCUGGCUUCUCUACAUGCUGAUGGGUCCUGCAGCUUUGAGGCACUCCACCAUUAUUAUUACUAACCAUCCGUUAACCAGUCAGAGUCGACUAGGCCUCACCUGCACUGUUUCUCAAUGUCAAGCCGCCUGGCGCCUUGCUUACAAGGACACUGUCCUUCCUUGGUCAAAGAAAACGACUGAAUGGAACAGACUUGCAUAACAUGACUGUGGCUUCCACGGCGGUCACGUAACGUCACGUGGCAUGGGAGAUAAAGUUAUAUUUUAUACAUGUUAGUUUCAAUUUAAAUAUAUAACGAGCCUUUCACUUUUUAAAUUGUGUAAAUGUUUAUUAAAUAAAAUCUAUAAGUGAGUUACUACCCGCUAGCCACCGAAGCUGCAACUACUAAGCAACUAGCCAACCAUAGAUAACUUCUUUGGAUCUAAAAAAAAACAUUUUAAAUUUGUUGACUUACUUUUAAACUUGAAAAUUGUCCCCGAAGUAGCUGCCAGCUUCUGAUCCAUCGUCCUUUUGAAAAUACCGCGGUGUACUCUGGGUCAUUUUUGAUCAAGGCUAGGCUACAAGACACCUCCUGUGUAUCCUUGCUCAGCUAGCUAAACGGCUAACAAACGGAGAACACAUGCCUUGGUAGAACAUGAACAUUGGAACAUGUCUUGGCAGCUUCUGAUGACGUAUCUCCUAGGCAACCGGGGGAGGCCAAGACAUCAAGACGAGGUUCCUUGGCAUUGAGAAACACCCAAUUUGUUUAUGUGUACAUCGACCAGCCACUAGAGGGCACCGUUGUGCAAAAUAGUCCGCUCGGCAAGGCGAGGCUGGGACUGUGUAAAAUAGUGGACUUGACAAGUCAAACAGCUGAUUCUGAGCCCAGAUGUUCUGACGGUAAAUACUAUUGUAAAAUAAAUUAUAGAGAUGAGUCCUUAUCCUGUACAAUUUGUCUCUGAACAUGGUGCUGGAACGUGUCAGCAGUGAACCAACAUCCCAACGGCUGGAAAAUUAGUCAUGUUGUUGCAAUACAAUACCACCUCUGAACACCAGUGUUCGUCAGAGUGUUUGCCAGUGUCCGUGUUCCAUAUUCAACCUUUAAGUAUAGUAAAAUAACAAGAAUUGCUGAACUUUUUAAAGAAAUUUCUUUAAAUCAGUUAAAUGAUAUACAGGCAACAGCACUAGUGGUUCCAAAGAUUGGAAAAGAAGCGAGCCAAACUACGUUUUAUGUUGGACAGAAUGCACACAGCAUUGUAGUCAGACGCCACCAGACGGCACAUACAUAGCAGCACAAGGAGGAAUACCCACAUGUUUUGUUUUGUAGUCCCUAACAAAUUAAUUUGAAUAAAACUGUCAUUCAUGAAUCCAAAAAAGAUGAACAAUAGUCGACUCCUGAAAUUAAAAACAUUUUUAAUAAAACUAUAAAAGCACAGGUAUAUGAUAGCUUCAGGUUUAAUGUUUUAUUUUAUUUAACAUAAAUAAAGCACUGCCCACUGGGGAAUAACAAUCAGUCAGCCUUUUGCACGACAAAACCCAAAGUUUUUUUUCACUCAUUGCCUUUAUUUACAGUUUUUAGAGGCAUAUUUUUGGCCAUGGUCUGACUUGUGGCUGUUUUACAUCUUGUCUGUAAAAAUAUAAAACAUAAAAACAUCUUGAUGCCCGUGUAACUCGCAGUCCUUUGGUGAGCUGCUUGUGUUCAUGUAGAUAUUGACACAACUUGUUGCUAUUUAUUUGACUGUUGUACAUAUUCAUUUUGUUAUUUAUUUAUUUAUUUAUUCCAUUGUCCUAUUUAUUGGUGUUUGAGCACCUGUGACACAUUUGAUGGUUGUCAACAAAUUGGUGUGUGAUGUAAAGGAGCAGAGAGGAGGUGGUGUGUGGACUGGGUUUGUAUUUGGGGUAAAAAACAAAACCUUAGCUGUGAUACUAACUGUUGCUCUCUUCGUAUUGGACAAUGAUAUACUCUAAGACCACUGUAUGUAUAACUACUCGUUGUGAAGAUGAUCUACAAUGUUAUGACAAUAAAGAAUUAACACACUGCU